Molecule: messenger RNA, 1539 nt
Organism: Cucurbita maxima (winter squash)
Lineage: Eukaryota; Viridiplantae; Streptophyta; Magnoliopsida; Cucurbitales; Cucurbitaceae
Product: SNF1-related protein kinase regulatory subunit gamma-1-like
Exons: 5
Coding region: 1-1254 (417 amino acids)
Source: RefSeq, a predicted model, not a curated record
AUGGUGAUGGCAGCGACAGAGGAGAGUCCGAGAAGCCCAGAGGCGAAGGUGGGGAUGCGAGUGGAAGAUUUAUGGGACGUUCAAGAGCCGCAGCUCAGUCCCACUGAAAAGCUUAAUGCUUGCUUUGAAAGCAUCCCCGUCUCUACCUUUCCUCCUGCCCCUCUUAAUCAAGUAAUUGAGAUAAAAUCGGAUAGCAGUCUAGCUGAAGCUGUUCAAAUUUUGGCCCAACAUAAGAUCCUCAGUGCACCGGUGGUGGACGUUGACGCACCUGAUCAUGCAAGCUGGAUUGAUAGAUACCUUGGAGUCGUUGAGUUUGCUGGAAUUGCCGUUUGGAUUCUUUAUCAGUCGGAACCUCCAUCCCCGAGAAGUCCUAGUGAUGGAAGUGCUGUGGCGGCGGCAAGAAAUGGGGUGAUAUCUCCUUUAGAACAGCAGGUACUCGGCCCUGAAUCCGCUGCAGUGACGUCGGGAAGCUUUUUCGAGUCGUUAACUUCCUCUGAAUUGUACAAGAGCACACAGGUGCGAGAUAUCUCGGGAUCUUUCCGUUGGGCGCCAUUUCUUGCGUUGCAGACGUCGAAUUCCUUCUUGACAAUGCUGUUACUGCUAUCAAAGUACAAAAUGAAAAGCAUACCAGUGGUGGACUUGGGGGAGGGAAAGAUUGAGAACAUCAUUACACAAUCAGCUGUGAUUCACAUGUUAGCAGAAUGUGCAGGGCUUCAGUGGUUCGAAAGUUGGGGAACAAAGACGCUCUCGGAGCUCGGUCUUCCGAUGAUGUCGCCGGCUUCUAUUGUCAAGGUGUACGAGGACGAGCCUGUUCUUCAAGCAUUCAAACUUAUGAGGAAGAAGAAGGUUGGAGGUAUACCUGUUAUUGAAAAGGGUGGGAGCAAGGCUGUAGGCAACAUUAGUUUAAGAGAUAUUCAUUUCUUGCUCACUGCACCAGAAAUCUACCACGAUUACAGAUCGAUAACGGCCAGGAACUUUCUGACUGCGGUUAGAAGCUACUUAGAGAAGCAUGAAGCGUUCUCUCCUAUGCUGAGCGACAUGAUUGCGUGCAAGAAGGAUCACUCUGUAAAGGAUUUGAUUUUGAUGCUCGACUCGAAGAAGAUCCACCGUGUGUAUGUAGUCGACGACAAUGGCAAUCUGGAAGGAGUUGUCACCCUCAGAGAUAUCAUCUCGAGGUUAGUCCAUGAACCUCGCGGUUACUUUGGCGAUUUCUUCGACGGUGUUCUACCAUUGCCUGAGAAUAGUCGGGUUUGAGAGUGAGAUGCUAGCUAGCAUCAGCAUAAUGUAGUGGGCACUAUAGUUAGGAUAAACAGUUUGGCCCUCUUCAUUUAGUUUUCUGUUGGGUGUGUUUGUUGCUGUCCUCUUCGAUGGUUUGUCGAAACCGAUUGAACGUGCAGAUUGUAAACAUAGGCAACUUAUAACCUGUAGUUAGUUCUCUUGUGGUUUUCCCCCUCUUUUUCCUUACAUUUUCUGGAAGAACCAAAGGGGAAACGAGUGCUUUUCCUUCAAGUGUUUGAAAUGAAGAGUAAAAUUAUGUAA